Messenger RNA from Mercenaria mercenaria, 966 nucleotides. Its product is annotated as multiple epidermal growth factor-like domains protein 10. Lineage: Eukaryota; Metazoa; Mollusca; Bivalvia; Venerida; Veneridae. Bases 1 to 966 code for a protein of 321 amino acids. The transcript is spliced from 4 exons. The record is from RefSeq and is a predicted model, not a curated record.
AUGAACGGAUCUUGUAUUCCUGGAACAAAUCUUUGUUCACAGUAUUGUUCCAAUGGUUGUGAUAUCAACCAAAGUUGUUCAGGUGGCUGUCAAGAUGGCUGGACAGGUCAGAAGUGUACAGAAACGUGCGCUGACCAAUGCAGAAAAUGCAACCAGAAUGGUGGAAAGAACUGCGAAAUAUGCAAAGGAGAUUACUAUACAGCAACAUGCACUCUCCCUUGUAGUUUACAUUGUUCGGCUUUGCCAGGCUUAUCGAAAUGCAAUAUAAAUAACGGAACGUGUUUGAAUGGAUGUGAUAAAGGAUACUGGGAUGUUAAAUGUGACAAAAAAUGUUACGAAGGUUGCACCUCAGGUUCAUGCAACCUAUCAGAUGGGUUCUGUGAUACAUGUAAUCGCACGCAUUACGGGAACUCUUGUCAAGAUAGAUGUAGUGAACAAUGUGUCGAUAACGAUGCCUCAUCUGCAGUUUGCUAUAAAUCGAACGGGACAUGUGUGCAUGGAUGUAAAGAUAGAUACAGAGGCAAAACAUGUGAAGAUGAGCUGACAGUCAGUACGAUUGUGUCAUCAUCAACAGAGAAAAUCGAUGGAAGAUAUGAUGAAAGUGACGAGCAUGACAGUUUUGCAAAAGUAUAUCUCCUUGGAAUGCUCACUGGUGUUGGCGUUUGUCUACUGAGUCUUGUGGCGUUUGUGGCCGUCCGACAUAUAAGACAAAGAAGGAAACAACCAAAUGGAAGCAAAAUUGUCAGGGAGGAACGACCAUAUGUAAAUACUGCCGUAACGAUGCAAGCUGUCUCCUCUACAGUGACAGAGUGUAACACUAAGAGUGUAGGAUCUAAUCAAACAUCAGAUGAAACACCCCGAAGUGUGUAUGACAGUUUAGAUGGUGACAAACGCGAUGAUCGGCAUCUGUACAGCGGACUGGAACGACAGACAGAUCAUCAUAGUACUGGUUAUGCAAAUUCAUGA